AUCUAUGCUUGUACUAUUAUCAAUGGUGGAUUUAUAAGAAAAAAACGUUAAUUUCGAAUACUAACAAAGAAUAUUAUAGAAAUUGAAUCUUUAAUUUGGUGACUUAUCAUUUUUUAAAUAAUUUUUGUUAGUUAGUUCUUUAAAAUAUUAAAAAAAUUCAUGACAAUAAAUCGUAUUUUAUCUAAUGUCAAUAUUUAUUAAAGAUGUAGUAAUAGUGACAGCUGAUGAAGAAUUAAAUUGUUGCGUAGGUGGUUAAAAUUGUAUUUGGACCAUAUAAAAUUUAUAUCAUUAAACAACAGAAAUAUCAGUGCUAAGAAUAAAGUGCGCAGUUUAUUAGUAAGUUUGAGUUACAAUAGUUUUUCGAUUUUUUAGGAUUCAUAAUACUUUUUGUUAUGUUAUAAUUAGAUUUAUAAAAAUAUUUAUAAAUAUUGUUUAUGGAUUAAUUUUAUGAUUUUCAUAACGACUGUGUAAUAACAGUCAGUUUUAUCUAGUGAUCAUGGAACAAAUGAUUGCUUUGAGUACACAAAAUCCAUUAACUUUAUUAGUAAAGUUUGGAAUGAUGGCUUGGAAUGAUACCUGUGGCAAUGAAAAUUGCUCCGGACAUGGAGAAUGUCAUAAUGGUACUUGUUUAUGUGAGAUUCAAUUUGAUGGAUUAGAAUGUCACGUUCCAAAUUUAAGUUAUUAUAUUGCAUUUGCCACAAUAUUCUUUAUGUUGGCAUUUGUCUGUUUAAUACAACUUAUUAUGUGUAUUAUCGCAGAAUGGCAAAAAAUGAAAGCACCAUCUUUUCUUAGAGCUUGUAGAGUUACAACACAAAAAGUUUUAUAUUUUAUUGUGUUUCUUGCAUCAUUGAUAAGAGGAGCAUAUUUUACAUCACCUACGGCAUUUAAAGAAGGAUGGUCUAGAAGUUUAUUAUCUGCAUAUUAUCCACUUGUUUUAAGUGGAUCUUCUUUAAUUGUUUGUUUUUGGGCUGAAGUAUUUCACUUAAGAAAUAUGUCAUGGGACAAACCACAAUUUCUUUCAAAAUCAUUCAUAGGUUUUGCUGUAUUCAAUGUAUUAACAUAUUCUCUACUUCUAGCAGAAUUUAUUAUCACUCAAUUAUAUUCUGAAGAAGAUCAGAGCUCUUACACUCAUAUUUUUAAUGGUUGUUAUGCAGUGCUCUUAUUUAUUGUUGUGAUUUUCUUCUUAAUUUAUGGAGUGGAAGUAUACUUCAAAAUUCGAGGUGGCUUUUUGAAUGAUUAUCAAAAUAGCACAAUUUUGAAUAAACGUAUGGUUUCUGAUUUAAAAGUUAAUGCCGAAGAACAAGUUACUGCAAAAUUGUUUGAUGCUGUUCCAAGUACAUCACAAUUAUCUCAAGUGCAAGAACAAAUAAAUAUUUCUCAGUUACAUCAAUCUCGUGUAGGUUUAUUAUCACAAGCUAUCAUGUUAUUUUUUAUUGUUGGAUUUUUAUGUAGUGAAACACUUAGUGAAUUUUGGAAAGCAAAAGUUCCUAUAUAUAGUAGGAAUUGGCACGAUGUUGUUUUCCGUAUUAUUGAAGUAGGCGUAAUAUUAUGGUUUCCAUGUGUGUUAUGGAAUUGUUUUAGUCCAGAACAAUUAUGGAUUCUAAAUCCAAAACGUCUUUUGAAGCGAUUAGAUCAUUCUAAAUAUAUAAAAGAAAUAGAAUUACAAGAUAAAGGUGGAGAACAAGAAACUGCACUUUUCUCAGAUGGAACAUCAAUUAGUAGUAAAGAUUGUUGGAUUUGUUAUGAUAGUGAAAGACAAGAUGCUGGACCAUUAAUACAACCUUGUCAAUGUAGAGGUGAUGUGAGUGCAGUUCACCACAAUUGUUUGCGUCGAUGGUUGGUCGAGAGUUCUGUAAAUGCUGAUAGUCUUAGUUGCAAAGUAUGUGGUACAAAAUAUAAUGUUGAACAUGCAAGUAAAUUGGAUUGGCAAAAUGGUAUAACUUCGCGUCAUUGCUUGCAAACUAUUGCUAUUGUCACGACAAUGUGUGGAUCAUCAGCUGCUGCUUGGACUCUUAUUCAAUUAGUAGAAGGCCCAAUUAUUAGAAUGCUUGCAGCUGGUACUGCAUUAUUGGUUAUGUAUGUUUGUAUAAGGUUUUUAAGUUUAAACACAGUUGUAGCAUAUCAGCGUGCCAAAAUUUCAUCUUUAAAUAUUAUUAGUUCUGAUAAUAAUGGAAAUGCACAUGUAUCAACUAUUAGUCAUACAGUUUGUGUAGAUUUGGCAAAAUCUGAAACAGCUACGAUAUAAUUGAUAUUUGACUUAUUGACUUGUAUUAAUGAUAUAACAUUUAUUUCAUCUUUAUUUAUAAAAAAAAUUAACGGUUAGAACAAAAAUGUUUAUUUGAAUGUUAAAAUUGUAAAAUUGUAUAUGUAUAAUUUUUUUUACAAUUUUUGAAGUUAAUGUUAACUAUUUAACAAAUUAUGGAAAAUCAUGUAAUAAUUUUCUUUAUUUUUGUAAUCAAAUCAAAAUUUCUUACAUUUUUCGACUAAUUUAUUAAGUUAUUUCAAAAUUAAAAUAUUUUGUUUAUACUUUUUAAUAACAAAUAUAUUUUUAUUAUUCAAAAUAAUAUUGUUAAGAUCAAAUGAAAUUUAAAAUAAUAUAUUUAAAAACAUCAGUUUUUGCAUAUAUUAAAAAAAGUUUAAAUUAUAAAUAUAAAACUUUAAAAUUAGAAUAUAUGAAUUGAAAUAUAAACUUUAAAAAAUAAAAUAAAUAUAGUUUUAUAUGAUUUUCAAAACUAUGUUUUCAUAGAUACAAAAAUAACAUGUUUUUUUUAUAUUAUAGUACUAAAUAUAUAUAUUGGUUCCAUGUUAUGGAAUGUUAUGAGAAAAAAAUAUAUGCAAUAAUAUUCAAUAAUUUCAAUUCAUAACAUUAAAAAUUAAUUUUUAUAAUAUAAUCGUACUACAAUUUCAAAAUUCGUAUUAUAUGGUUUUAUAAAGCUAAAAAUAUUGUCAAUAAUGGUACAUAUUUUAUAAAUAACUCAUUAAUAUGUAACAUUUUUAAAUAGAUAUAGAAUAAGAAUUGUUUCUGCGAUAUAUAAAUUUUAUAUUUGAAAAUACUCGUAUUUCAUAUGCCUCUUAGUUUUAUAGAAUGUGUAUAUAGUAUGAUAAAAUUAAGAAAUGAUAUAUAUUUCCUCUUCAUGAGAAGAAUAUGUACUAUUAUAAUACUAACAAAUAUUCUUUCUUGUAGAAGUACAAAAACAUUCUAGUUUUAAUAACUUAUUAAUAUAAAAUUAUUAUGUAUAUGGUAGUUACUAACAACUAUUAAAUGAUAUAUUUGUAAAUGUUAUGUUAUAAUGAUUAGCCAUCCCUUAUUAAAUAACAUUAAUAGAAAUACCUUUUUGAUAUAAGUGAAUGAAAAAAAUAUUCUUAUUGUCAUAUCUAUUUUUUUUAUUAUAAAUUGGCUAAUAUAACAAAUUUAUAUAUUGAGAUAAUAUAAAUAUUUUUUAAAAUGUUUUAUUAUUUAAGAAAUCAUAUGUAGCAAAUAUUAUAUCUAUGCUCGAAUUAAAUUUAAACAAUUUAUUUUUCAAAAUUCUAAAAUUCCAAAUUUUUUAAUGAUUAUUAUUAAAUUAUUAUUUUCCUAUGGAUGAAACUUUAAUAUCAUUUAUUAACACUAAUUUGAUAACCAAUUUAACUAAUUUAAAAAUAUAAAAUGAAAAAUAUAAAAAAAUAUAAUAAUAAAAUGCGAUGAUAUAAAUUGUAUGAUAUUCAAGUUGAUUACUAAAUAAAAAGGCCAAAAUAAAAUUA
Apis cerana (Asiatic honeybee) is the source of this 3741-nucleotide messenger RNA. RefSeq lists its product as uncharacterized. Gene Ontology annotation, molecular function: zinc ion binding. NCBI's taxonomy places the organism in Eukaryota, Metazoa, Arthropoda, Insecta, Hymenoptera, Apidae. The record is from RefSeq and is a predicted model, not a curated record.